AUGGAGGAGAGAGAGCCAGGCCCCUGUUGGAGGUACAGUGUGGGUGAGAAGCAGCAGAUGCAGACUGCUGCAAGUAAAGAGAGAAUCUCUGGUCAUGAUUUCCUUGUUGGACAUGUUUACAGGGGUGUGGAGACAUUGGGAAAGGAACUUUUUAUGUAUUUUGAUCAGAAAGCUUUGAGGAUUCACUUUGGUAUGAAUGGUUCCAUGCACAUUAAUCCUGAUGGAAGCAAAGACAGAAAUGGAGCACAACCAGUUUUGGAGAUACAGUUUAUGGAGGAGACUGUUUGUUUUUGGGAUGUGACAGUAGAGUAUAGAAAUGCAGCUGAGUGUGAGCAGAAAGUGAGGAUGAUGGAAAGUUUGGAUGUCUGUUCUCCAAAGUUUAGCUUCUCGAGAGCAGAACAUGAGAUUAAGCAGCAGAAAGCCCGAAUGUUGUGUCAUGUGUUACUGGAUCAAGCAGUAUUACCUGGAGUGGGAAAUAUCAUAAAAAAUGAAGCACUGUUUGAUAGUGGCCUUCAUCCAGCUCUUAAGGUUUGCCAACUGACAGAUGAGCAUAUACGUCACUUGGUGAAAAUGACACGUGAUUUUACCCUGCUUUUUUAUAAGUGCCGCAAAACUGGGUCUCCGCUCUACAAACACUACAAAGUGUACAAGCGCCCAGCCUGCAGCGAGUGCAGUGGCAGCAUCACCGUGUGUCGUUUGGGAGACCAUGACAGGAUGACUUACUUCUGCUCUCGAUGUCAAAAGGCAGAUCCUAAGCUUGUCAAUCUUAGCAAACUGCCAGCUAGAAACAGCCUAAUUGGCUGGGCAUGUGGCAGGGGGUCAUGUUCUAAUGAACAGGUAGCUCGGAAAUCUGAAGAGGAGUGGACAUGUAUGCAAUGCACCCUAAUAAACAAGCCUUCUGCUGAAAUUUGUGAUGCCUGUUUGACUUCAAGACCUGAAGUUCCAAAGAUGGAAAGUUCUGAAGAUUCUGCAGCCUUUAACACAAACCUAAUGAAGUACCCUUGUAAUGAAUUCAGAAAACCAAGCACAGAAAUAAAGAUCAAUAGGAAAACUGCAUUUGGAACUACAACUCUUGUCUUAACAGAUCUUGGUAACAAAACUGUUUUGAGAAAUGAUCCCCAGGGAUCUGAUGGACGGUCUCAGUGUGUUGUUCCUACAAGCAAUUGUAAACAGAUCCAAAGCAAUGCCUGCCAGUCAGGGGGAAGCACAGAAGAGGAAUGCUCAACACAUGUAACUGCUCUGGCUUUGUCCUCCUGUCAGCAACCUAUCACUUUCAAACACAUACAGAAGAAACAGAAAACUGAUCAUGUACCUUUGGUUCACCCACAUAAUAUACCAAUCAGCACACCUCGAACUAAUGUGACAGAUGAUACUCAGAUGUUGAGCAUGGGGCAUCCUCGGUGCAGUAAGCACAGCCGUCUCUGCAGCCUCAGAGUUGUGAGAAAGGAUGGAGAAAACAAGGGAAGGCAGUUUUACUGCUGCCCUCUCCCCAGGGAAACUCGGUGUGACUACUUUCAAUGGGCUGACUUGGAUUUUCCAUUUUGUAACCAUGGCAAGCGAUCUGUUAUGAAGACUGUGUUGAAGAUUGGUCCCAAUAAUGGAAAGAACUUUUUUGUGUGCCCUCUUGGGAAGGAAAAACAGUGUGGCUUCUUCCAAUGGGCAGCAAAUGGGCCAGGUAUGCAGAUUUUUCCAUGAUGCUCAUGUUACAGUUACCUGUUCUGCAGGAUGUCUUAAGUGCACACAACAUUUGUAGUAAUUUGCCUUUUUCCCUGUUCACUCGUUAACUAGUAAAAGAGCUACAAUGUAAAGAAUAGAUCUAGAAAGAGUAAUUUUACAUAGUCCUAUAAAAUUUAAACA
Molecule: messenger RNA, 1857 nt
Organism: Ficedula albicollis (Collared flycatcher)
Lineage: Eukaryota; Metazoa; Chordata; Aves; Passeriformes; Muscicapidae
Gene: NEIL3
Product: nei like DNA glycosylase 3
Exons: 10
Coding region: 1-1695 (564 amino acids)
Biological process (GO): base-excision repair
Cellular component (GO): nucleus
Molecular function (GO): DNA N-glycosylase activity; DNA-(apurinic or apyrimidinic site) endonuclease activity; damaged DNA binding
Source: RefSeq, a predicted model, not a curated record